CUAUCCUUUAAUUAACUGUUCAAACGGCACUUAUUUGUACUAUGCAGAUGCUGAUUAAUGCCCAAACCCUGUCAGUUGUGUCAGUAAUUUGACUGAUAGCCAAAAUACUUUCCUUUAGUGAGUGAGCUGAGUGAUUCGGGGGGCAGAAACAUGAAUGACAGUAAUUAGCGACUUUGUUUGACUCCCCUGCUGGGGAAAAAAAAACAAAAAAAAAACAGCAUGGACCAGCACCAAAACACAACAUAUACUGGUCUAUGCUGUUUUUUCCAGCAGGGAACUCAAGUUGAGUCAAGCCAAGUCGCCAAUUAAGACAUGGCACAUGUUAUCGAAUGCUACUGAAGUGCAGGAGGGAAAGGUGAGGCUGAAAAGGAAAUUCUCAGAUGAACUGACGGACCGCGAUCAAAUGAAUGCCAUGGAUCAAAUCCUGCUGGUCAACAGCAAGUUGCGACAGCCGCGAGGAAUGGCACUCAGAGAGGGAGACAUCGCCAGCUCAUAUAUAAGGAGCGCCAUCUCCUGCCCUGGCAACGCCUGUCUGUGGCCCAAAUCCAUUGAUGGAUUUGUUUAUGUGCCCUACAUCCUCUCUCCACUAUAUGACGACAUGGACAGAAUCACCAUAGAAAACGGGAUGCAGGACAUCUCCUCUGGAACGUGUGUUAAAUUCAUUCAGCGCACUGUCGAAGGCAGCUUCCUUGAUAUCCAGCCGAGAUACGGCUGCUGGUCGUAUCUAGGGCAGACCGGAGGAAGUCAGACGCUGUCCCUGCAGACUCCUGGGUGCAUGUGGUCAGGAGUCGCUGCCCACGAGUUGAUGCACGCCCUCGGUUUCGUACACGAGCAGUCCCGCUCGGACCGGGACCACUAUGUCUCAAUUAUCUGGAAAAACAUCAUGCCAGACCAACUGCACAACUUCAGGAAACAGCUGACAAACAAUCUCAACAGUCCAUAUGACUACGGCUCCGUCAUGCAUUAUGGAAGAUACGCCUUCUCUGAAGACGGUGGACCAACAAUAAUCCCCAAACCAGAUCCUUACAUUCCCAUUGGCCAGCGAGAUGGACCCAGUCUGCUGGAUCUUCAUAAAAUCAAUGUCCUGUAUAACUGUGGUGCCACCGACUAACUGGAUCUGGAGUGUUAAAUCCUGGAAAGUGGUUAAUUAUAGCAUCUGGUCUUGUGUAGACUAUAUGUUCUUUUUUAGCAGCUUCCUCUAUAGGCAUUUUGAAUUGUUGUCACAACUCCAAGGCUGUACUGUGUUGGGUCAAUACUGAGCACAAUCUACUAAUCUGCGAUAGAGAUGUCCAAAGGUGCAAAUAAAUAAGCAAGUAAGAACUGAAAGCUGCUUUUACUUUAAUAGAACUAAAAUCAGCACUUUGUCAAGUUAUUUUUUAAUGCCUGCUGCUGCUAAUCAGAUCACUGCAUCCAAUCUCUGACGCGCUCUGCUCCCAUGUCUGACCUCCUUCUCCACUUCUGCUCACUUUAAUUAAAGAAAAUGCAACAGUACAUGUAAUCGUUUCAGUGUGUUUGUCACACGGUGGUACAUGGACUUCCUCAUUCUGCUUUCAGGUGGGUCAUCCUUUUCUAUUCCGACCCGUAUGAGAAUAACAAGACCCUUUUACAUGCAAUAUUACCCCAUUUGGUAUGGAUAAUGGAUGUGUCUCCAUAGGGGGGGAACAAAAGCAAAGUUUGUUUGUGUCACUGGUCUUUGAGGUGCUUUUCUUACCCCGCCGCCUCACAACCCAGUGAGCAGCAAUUACAG
Molecule: messenger RNA, 1747 nt
Organism: Acanthopagrus latus (yellowfin seabream)
Lineage: Eukaryota; Metazoa; Chordata; Actinopteri; Spariformes; Sparidae
Product: high choriolytic enzyme 2-like
Exons: 9
Coding region: 320-1111 (263 amino acids)
Biological process (GO): proteolysis
Molecular function (GO): metalloendopeptidase activity; zinc ion binding
Source: RefSeq, a predicted model, not a curated record